AUAAGAGAGAGAAAGCAAGAGGACAAUAAUGGAAUGAAGUUGAAUAACCAGCUAAACUAUUGAUGCCCCAAGUGCCUUUUCACUAGUUCUUUUGGUGUGUAGUGAAUUUUAUUUAAUUUAUAUUGACAGAUUUUAAAAUUAUAUGCAGAAAAUGUCGUCAAGUGGAUGGGAACUUGUAACUAAAAAUAAAAAAGAUAAAAAUUCUGGUAAAAGUAACAAACUUACUAAAGUUGAAAAGAAAAAAUUUAUUGAAAAUGCACCGAAAGUUGAGGAUUUUCUUCCAUUAAGUCAAGUUCAAACUUUGUAUGACAAUUUUAAUGGCAAUAAGGAGAACAAAAUGCCGAAAGAUAAAGACAAUAAGACUAAAGAAAAUGAAGAGAAAAAAAAACAACAGAAAUUAAAUGUACAAGCUGAUGGUAAAAAAAAAUUACAGCAACAAAAACCCAAGGAAAAAAGUAAACCAGUUGAAAAAAGUGCUAUUACUGUGGACCAAAUUAAUGAAUUAAUAGAAACAAAUCGUGUUAAAUUUCCUGACGCACCACUAAUCUGGUUAAAAGAUUUGGUGUCCUAUUUGAAUGCCAAUAUUUCAGAAAAAGAAGAAAUAACACCUGCGACAAAACCUGAUACUUACCCACUAAGUUUAGUAACAAAAGCAGUGCGUACUUCAUUUGAAAAAGUCAUUAAAUCAGCAGGUAUUCAAACAGCACAACUUUUUUAUGAGAACACCUUACUAUUAAUGGCAAAAAAUAUGGCAUUUGGAUCAUCGGAUAUUGGUUGUAAAAUAUUUAUUCAAUUAUUGGGGAGUAUGUACCCCGAUAUGACCUGUAGCAAUAUUGAAAAAUUAACAAGUCUUCGUAAUUCAUAUCAAAAUAAAAAGUCUAUUGGUCUAGCAAUACUGUGGGCACUGUCACAGGGCGGUAAAAAAAAUUUAACUGUCGGUUUAACUCUGUGGCAUGAAGUCAUGGCUUCGAUGUUGGAAUCGAGAAAUUACGCUUAUCAUGUUACUAAAAUAUUGAAAGAAUUAUUUAAUAUACAUAGUAAAAAUAUAAGUAAUAAUUUAACUGCUGAUAUGUAUUUGAAUAUUGUCGAUGAUUUCUGUUCUGGUAAAAUAAAUAUUCAUGCAUCGCUAAGUAAAGAAAUUAGUAAUUGUUUACAAUUAUUAAGGGAUACCAUAAUUCAUACUGAUAAGAUAGACGUUAAAUCAUUAUUCGAACAUACAAUAGAUAGAAUAAAUACUAAAACAAAUCCUCUUCACAAGGAAGAGUUAUUAAGGAUACUUGCACUUUGCAUAGCUAAAGACAAUCGCAGUUUAUUAUUAUGGAAUAAAAUUCAUUUGAAACGUCUCUACCAAUCAGAAUUGCUCAUCAAGCAGCUCACGGACGAUUGGGAAUCAAUUCGUUCCAACGUGGAUGCUAAAUUGCUUAAGGAAACUCUUGGCGUCUUCCAAAUACUCGAAGUCAAGCCGAAAAAAAAUAAAGAAGACUUACUAAUGUUAGCCUGUCAAAAAAAAUCCGAGGAUUUAAUUAAAAAAAUGUCAGCAAGUGCUAAAAAAAGUCGAUCAUUCCCAUGGAAAAAAGGUUCAUUUAUUCUUCUGAUGCUUAUUGGAGCAGUUGUGGCAUUUGACUGCAGAAAACAUGGAUCCUUUGAAGCAUCGACUACUGGGAGACUUAUGAGAACAACUGGUGUUAUUGGUUAUGGACAGAACGCGUGGUCAACGACAAAAAGUUACUCCAAUCAAGGCUUAGCUUAUUUGGAAGCCAGUUUUCCGGAUUACUACAAGACAGCUUCGAUUUACGGGCAACAGUAUGCUAAGUUAGCUGGUGAUUUUUGCGUUGUCGGUAGAAACCUUGCUUUUAAAUUAUAUAACAAUACUGUGGAGUUUGUUGAUAAAAAGAAGCCUAUUGUGGUUGACAGCAUUGAACAGUAUUUCCCUGGUUGGCUUGACACCAUUCAAAAGUUUGGAGCUAAACAAUUUGAAUUAACGAAAAAAUAUUCCGCUGACGCAUCUGAUUUUAUUGUCAAACAAUCAACGACUUUUAUCAGAUGGCUUGAGACUAGUGUUUUUGUAGGUAAAAUGAGCCCAGAAAAUAUUCGCGGAUACGCGACAGAAGCUGUCAAAUCAACUCAAGCAUUCGCAAGUCAAACAUAUGAUUGGGUAUACGAGAAAGUCCAAACGCUAUCAAAAGUCCAGUAAAAAAAAUAGAAGAAUUAUAAAAUUUUACGGUGUUUUUUUUUAAGGACUACUGUAAAGAAUCGACGGUGUCAAACAUUUUCGUCGACUAACAAAAUUAAAUAAGUAAAAAAAAAAAUCAAUUAAAUUCCCUCGUAAUAUUCCAGCAUUUAUUAAAUAUAAAAAUAAAUAAUUUAGAAUACCGGUACAAGGAGGCUGCAUAGUUUCGAGAGAUCGCGACCGCCAUUCUACCUGUGAUAUUUCGAAAAAAAAGAAACUUUUGUAUAAAUUAUCUCGCGUAUUAUUUCAUAAAUUUUUCUUUUGCUACUCCCUUAUAUUACGACAAAUUAAUAUUAAAUAUAUAUGAUAAAAAAAUGAUAAUAAAAACGGGUCUGACUUUAUUUUGAUAAUGAAAUAAAAAUUAUGUUUUAUUUUUUAUUUUACUGAACUUGAGUCAGCAAAUUUUUUUUUUUUUUGUUGAUUGUAAAAAAGGGUGAGUGUGAAAGAUUUAAAAUCGUAAUAGCGAGAAGUGUGCAAGGAGAUUUACAAACUCCAAAGCAGCCCUGAAACCAUAGUAUUUUGUAUAUUUAUAGAUGUGUAUUUUUUCUUUGGUGUCAAUUUGUUCGAGUGCGAUAAAUUUAAUGAGUUUUUUUUGGUAGCAAUAGACUGUAGAGUAAUAAAAUAAUGUAUGAAUGUAGCAGAUAUCAGACAAAUUUCAAAUUAUUAAUAAAUAGACUAAAUAAUUAAUAAAAUAAAAUUUAAAAAAAAAUGCGCAUUUAAAAAAUUAAAAAAUUAAUAAGUGCAUUUUUUAUAAAUAUUUUUUUUAAAAUUAUUUACUCUAUUUAUUUAUAAUUUUUUGUCUGAUGUCCGCUACAUUUACACUCAUAAAAUAAUAACAAUAAUAAUUAUUGAUGAUGAAUGAUGUGGGUAGACAUUUUGAAAAAAAAAAUCAUGUUUAAAUUGAACUACAUAAAAUGUACAAACAAUUAAAGUAGAUAAAUUAAAUUAAAAGAAAAUGUUAUCGCAGUAAAUAAGAGAAUAAUAAUUAUUGAUAAAUACAUUUGUCAUUACAAUAUAAAUAUAAAUAUAUGUAUAUUAUAAUGGCGACAUAAUUAAUGAUUAUAUUAAAUCUUAACAAGAAUAUAUUAAUAUUAAUUUUUACUUUAAAU
Molecule: messenger RNA, 3339 nt
Organism: Microplitis mediator
Lineage: Eukaryota; Metazoa; Arthropoda; Insecta; Hymenoptera; Braconidae
Gene: Tmem214
Product: transmembrane protein 214-B
Exons: 9
Coding region: 143-2194 (683 amino acids)
Cellular component (GO): Golgi apparatus; endoplasmic reticulum
Source: RefSeq, a predicted model, not a curated record